This is a messenger RNA of Octodon degus (degu), 1411 nucleotides long. It is a transcript of the gene Psors1c2, whose product is annotated as psoriasis susceptibility 1 candidate 2. Lineage: Eukaryota; Metazoa; Chordata; Mammalia; Rodentia; Octodontidae. Bases 619 to 1068 code for a protein of 149 amino acids. The transcript is spliced from 3 exons. The record is from RefSeq and is a predicted model, not a curated record.
AAGAGAAGAGGGCUGGACAUGCAGCUUAGUGCGAAGGCCUGCAGUGUCCAGUACCAAAUAAACGAAUAAGGAACUUGUUUUCCUUGGAAAAUGCUACAUGCCAGGAGAGGGCUGCAGGGACACACUGCUCAUUCACGACUUGGCUGGCACUGUCCCUCACCGUCCCACCGAGGCCCACAGUGAUGGUCUUGCCAGGAGAGUACAGAGACAACCUCAGGACAGCUGGACCUGGUGGUGCACACCUGGAAUCCUGGGGAGACUGAGGCAGAGGCUUGCCUGGGCUACACAGUAAGACCCUGUCUUAAACACAACAAACCUCUCAACAAAGGAGUACAUCCAGUAAAUGCUGAGGGUGUGGAUGGAAGUGGCAUAAAGACAAGGCCCAGGGCCUGGGUCACUGGUGAGGACAGCCAGCAGCGGGGGAGCUGGGCUGGGGGCCUCAAAUAAGAGACGCCAUGGCUACAAGCAGCAGCCCUUAAACGGGUUUGACCAGUCGGGCUCUAAUGGGAUUUCCUGUCAUUGGGCAGCCCCUCCCCGUAGACUGGCCUUCUGCCCUAUAAAGGUUCUUGGGGAUCCCAGGCGCUCAGACUGGUGUGCCCUGUCUUUGGGGGCCAGCAGAUGGCCAUGAAGCUCAACUGGACGUUUGUGGGGGUCCUGAUCCUUUGCCUGUUUGCUGGAGGUGAGCCAGGAAGACUCCAGGAAUGGAUGCAGGGCAUCUCAGGCAUCGAGGACCACCCCACUCCUAGGUCCACAGAGGCCAGAGAAGAGGAGGACUCCCUACCUGUGCCUCAUGGCCCUCCUAUCCCUGGUGACCCGUGGCCGGGGCCACCCCCUAUCUUCGAGGACCCACCAGCCCCUGGCCCCAGCCAUCCCUGGGGAGACCUGCCUGACAGUGGAGUGUGGCCCCCCGAGCCCCCUAGCACUGAUCCCCCCCAGCCUCCCCGGCCUGAUGACCCUUGGCCAGCAGGACCCCAGCCCCCAGAAAACCCCUGGCCACCGGCCCCAGAGGUGGACCAUGACCCUCGAGAGGAGCCAGACCUGGACCCACCCCGGGAGGAGUACAGAUAGUGGGGAUCCCCAGGGAGAGAGCACCAAGCCCCUCUCCACCCUCCUGCUUCUUUUUAAACUCUCCAACUUUGUCUAACUCCUUAGUCCUCACUGCAUUUUAUCUUGAACUCAAAGGUGUCCUCGGUAGUUACUUUUCUGGGACCCACGUUUAGCCUGCACAUCCCCUCCUUUUUUCUUUGUCAUCAAAGCACACACUCCUACCUCACCCACUCCUCUCCUUGCCAUGGGACCUGGGACCCCAGACAGGGCCAGCCACACUGUGCUCCCCGUUGCCACCUGGUGGCCCGCGGCUGGACCCAACAGUAGACCUAAAUCACGGUGCUUCAGCAAAGUGGAAAGAAUA